Pseudophryne corroboree (corroboree frog) is the source of this 2885-nucleotide messenger RNA. It is a transcript of the gene TCIRG1, whose product is annotated as T cell immune regulator 1, ATPase H+ transporting V0 subunit a3. Gene Ontology annotation, cellular component: vacuolar proton-transporting V-type ATPase complex; vacuolar proton-transporting V-type ATPase, V0 domain; plasma membrane. Gene Ontology annotation, biological process: proton transmembrane transport; vacuolar acidification. Lineage: Eukaryota; Metazoa; Chordata; Amphibia; Anura; Myobatrachidae. The transcript has 20 exons. The record is from RefSeq and is a predicted model, not a curated record. Gene Ontology annotation, molecular function: proton-transporting ATPase activity, rotational mechanism; ATPase binding. Bases 92 to 2587 code for a protein of 831 amino acids.
CUCCUGCACCGCCCACAACACACAGUCACAGAGCAGAGAGGAAGCUGCAGCUGCGCCCCGAUCUCCUGAGCUGAUCUCCCCAGAGGUGAGGAUGGGCUCCAUGUUCCGUGGGGAACAGAUGUGCCUGGCGCAGCUAUUCCUGCAGUCUGGCUCCGAGUAUCAGUGUGUCAGUGAGCUGGGCGAGCUCGGCCUGGUAGAGUUCAGAGAUCUGAAUCAGAAUGUUAACGCCUUCCAGCGUCGCUAUGUGUCUGAGAUCAGGCGAUGUGACGAUAUGGAGACAAACUUCGGGUUUCUGGAGCAGGAGCUGCGCAAAGCUGGGGUGUCUGUGCCGGUUUCCGUGCUGUCGCCACCUGCUCCCCUACCCAGAGACGCACUGAGGAUUGAGGAGGAAUCGGAGCAGCUGGCACUGGAGCUGAGGGAGGUGUCUGGCAACAGGCAGACUCUGAGGGAGCGCCUGCGGGAGCUGCGGGAAUACGCCAAUAUCCUGCGUGAAAGUCAGAGGUUCACAGGGCCGCUGCCGGAGACUGAGGCGUGGAGGGAGAGGACGGAGACCGACCCUUUAAUUGACCCUGCCGUAGCCUCUAGACAAGACCUCCGAGUCAGUUUUAUGGCGGGAGUCAUUCAUCCCUGGCGCAUUAACUCAUUUGAACGCUUGUUAUGGCGCGCCUGCCGCGGUUACCUAAUUGUCAACUUCGUGGAGAUGUCUGAGCCCAUGGAGGACCUGGUGACGGGUGAGAGUGUUACCCAGAUCAUAUUCCUCAUCUCAUACUGGGGGGAACGAAUUGGAGAGAAGAUUAAAAAGAUUGCAAACUGUUUCCACUGUCACCUUUACCCAUAUGCUGAAGAUGAGUCUGCGAGGCUCGACACUUUGAGAGAUCUCCUGGUGCGGAUCCAAGACAUGCAGAAGGUGCUGUCACAAACAGAGGGCUUCCUGGCUCAAGUGCUCAAUCGAGCUGCUGCUGCUUUACACCCUUGGAGAGUCUCUGUCAGGAAAAUGAAGCACAUUUAUCAAAUUCUCAACUUGUGCAGUGUUCGGGAACGGUGCCUGAUCGGAGAAGUGUGGUGCCCAGUGGCUGACCUGCCUAUACUCCAGGGGGCGCUAGCUCGAGCUUCGGUGAACAGUGGAGGUGGUGGCGAGUCAUUCUGUCAGCAGAUUCCCUGCUCAGUCAGCCCCCCCACCUUAAUACGUAAUAAUAAGUUCACCUCUGGAUUUCAAGGAAUUGUGGAUUCCUAUGGCGUAGCCAGUUACCAGGAGGUGAAUCCAGCUCUCUUCACAAUCAUAACAUUCCCAUUCCUCUUUGCUGUGAUGUUUGGGGACGUAGGACAUGGUCUCCUCAUGUUUUUGUUUGCCCUUUGGCUGGUCCUUGGGGAGGAAAACCCAAAGCUUAAAAAUGCAGAAAAUGAGAUCUUCUCCAUGUGCUUUGGAGGGCGUUAUCUUAUCCUCCUGAUGGGCCUUUUCUCUAUAUACACAGGCUUUGUGUAUAAUGAGUGCUUCAGCCGAGCAACCACCAUUUUCCCUUCAGGCUGGAGUGUUGCUGCCAUGGCGAAAGACAAGGAUUGGACAUUCGAGUCCUUGCCCAAAUCUAUUUUAUAUCCACCGCUAGACCCCAACAUAACCAAUGUAUUUACUGGUGCAUAUCCGUUCGGCAUUGAUCCGAUCUGGAGCCUAGCAACAAACCGCCUCACAUUCCUAAAUUCCUUUAAGAUGAAAAUGUCGAUCAUUUUGGGGGUGGUCCACAUGACCACUGGAGUUUUUCUUAGUAUCUUUAACUUCAUUCACUUCAAACAGAAAUACCGCAUUCUGGUGGUGUCCAUCCCGGAGCUCCUGUUCCUCCUCUGCCUCUUUGGGUACCUGGUAUUCAUGGUUUUCUACAAGUGGUUUGCGUUCGAUGUAAGAGAUGCUCGGACGGCCCCAAGCCUUCUCAUUCAUUUUAUAGACAUGUUCCUGUUCACCAAGAAUGAGAGCAACAGAGAACUCUACCAAGGACAGCAAGUCGUCCAGAUGGCUCUGGUGGUUGUAGCUGUGGUUUGUGUCCCAGUUCUGCUGCUGGGAGACCCCAUCUGUCUCUACCUUCAGCAUCGCAGGAAGAAAGGAAGCCAGCAGCCUAACGGGCAGGAUUUAGUGAAUGAAGAGGACAGGAGUAGCCUACUGGUGGAAGAGGAUCUGGGUUCCAUACAAGACUCGGGACAGAAGGAGACAGGGCAACAUGGCAGCAAAGAGUUUGAUGUAAGCGAGGUUUUCAUGCACCAGAUGAUUCAUACCAUUGAGUACUGCCUGGGCUGCAUCUCCAACACUGCAUCCUAUCUACGGCUGUGGGCGCUAAGUCUGGCUCAUGCACAAUUGUCAGAAGUUCUGUGGCAAAUGGUGAUGCGCUGGGGAUUCUCCAGUGUGGGGUACACAUGGAGUAUCGUUCUUGUGCCCAUCUUUGCCGCCUUUGCUGUGCUGUCGGUGGCUAUACUGCUGAUCAUGGAAGGACUCUCUGCAUUUCUACAUGCCCUCCGUCUACACUGGGUGGAGUUUCAAAAUAAAUUCUAUUCCGGCACUGGAUACAAGUUUACACCGUUUUGCUUUGACGAUAUUUACUGAUGGAGAGCGGUUUGGUUUUUUUCUUCCAAAACUUCAACUCAGCAGGGUUGGUGGUCCAGGGAGAAGGAUCCAGAUCUAUUGGUGCCUCAGCAUUCCCAAUAUUUGUUCUACUGCAGCCAAAAAAAAAAGGAUAUAUAUUUCUAUGACUGGUGUUAUGCAGAUAUUUGGGGUGGAGGGGCGGGUGUAACACAAGUUCCCUCCAUCAUUUUUUUUAAACGUUUAGCUACUGUGAUUAUGGGCAUUUCUGUGUUGGGGUAAAGUGUACUUAGUUGCACAAAAUAAAUUCAUUUUAAGCAUU